AUGGCUAAGCGUACAUUAGGAUUGGGUAAAGCAGCAAAAGCUAAGAAGCAAAAAACUGACAACGAGCCAAUUCGUAAUAGAGAUAGUAAAACUGAAGAAGAAGCAGAAACCUCAAACCAAUUGACAGUAGAGCUACCUGAAGAGGUCGAUGCCAAUGAUGAAAUAUCACAAUUGAGGGGUCUUUACAAGACAUAUAUAAACUCAAAUCGCGAUAAUGAGUUAAUAAUUAAUGGUAUCAUUCACGAAUGUGAUCGAUUGUUGCGUAACCAAGAGGAAGGUGCUUCAUUACCACCCACGUUCUACAAGAUUUAUUCAAUCGCUUUGAGCGAACUUGCCAAUUUCCACACCGAUGACGCCAAACAAAUUCAGGAAUACUUCGAGGCCAGUUUGGAAAGAGUAGAUACCGGUUUGGAGAAGCACCCCGAUGAUGUUGAGUUGUUGUUUACUCGUUCAAAGAUCUUAAUCAAUCAAAUAGUCUUGCAAUAUGUGUCGCAAUUGAAAUUGAGCAGUGAAGCUGAUGAAAAAAAUAAGGUCAAAGACUUGCUAGACACUGCUUUGAAAGUGUAUGAGCUGGCUGAGCUGAAAGCUGGUGAAUUGUCGAAGUACGAUGCUUUUAAUGAUGAGGAAUACUUUGAUAUUUUAGAGGCAGUGGAUGAUUUGUUGGAUAUUGUCGACAACUUUGGAAGAGAGGAAGUUGAAAACAAAGACGAUAAAGAGGAGACAGGAGAAAAAGGUAAGAAGGAUGAAGAAGAUGAAGAAGAUGAAGAGGAGGACAACGAAAUUGAGUUGGAUGAGACUCACCCAUUAUACCCAAUAAAAAACACAGAUGAAUAUAACCAGUGGUGGAGGGAUCACACCAUCAAAUAUCUUGAUAAUUUGAAGAAAACUACCUCACCUUCUCAAACUUUGCUUAGGGAAGUGAACCAGAGAUUGGGACAGUCCUAUUUACAAGAGUCCGAAAUUCCAACCAAUGUGUACACUACUUUGAAAUAUGAUGAGGAUUAUGCCGGGUUAGAAGAGUUAGAAGGAUUAAACAUCAUCCAAGCUCAAGAGAUAGCCAAAGACCUCAUACACAAGGCAUUGGAGCAUUUAAAAAACGCAGAAGAUAGAGACGAACCUGAAUCUUGGGUCAAUAUAGCUGAAGCUAUGAUUACUUUGGGAAACUUGUACGAAUUAGACUCAAAAGAACAGGAAAAGUUGUACGAUGAGGCAGAGACAAUUUUGAAAAAGGCCAACAAUGUCACCAAUGGAAAGUAUCAAGAUGUGUUAGAAAAUCUCCUAGGUAAUUGA
Messenger RNA from Lodderomyces margitis, 1290 nucleotides. RefSeq lists its product as uncharacterized. The record is from RefSeq and is a predicted model, not a curated record. Gene Ontology annotation, molecular function: protein binding. The transcript has a single exon. Lineage: Eukaryota; Fungi; Ascomycota; Pichiomycetes; Serinales; Debaryomycetaceae. Gene Ontology annotation, cellular component: nucleus. The coding region runs from base 1 to 1290 and encodes 429 amino acids. Gene Ontology annotation, biological process: positive regulation of SREBP signaling pathway; positive regulation of cellular response to hypoxia; translational termination.